Molecule: messenger RNA, 1424 nt
Organism: Episyrphus balteatus (marmalade hoverfly)
Lineage: Eukaryota; Metazoa; Arthropoda; Insecta; Diptera; Syrphidae
Gene: Cpr97Ea
Exons: 5
Coding region: 161-1159 (332 amino acids)
Cellular component (GO): chitin-based extracellular matrix
Molecular function (GO): structural constituent of chitin-based larval cuticle
Source: RefSeq, a predicted model, not a curated record
UUUGAAUUUUUUUUAAAUAGUAAACUAUUACCGAAUUAACUUUUAGAUAUAAUAUAAAAUAUAAAACAAGGAACAAAGAUAGUUUUCAUAUCUUUGUAUCCCUAAUUAAAAAAAAAAAAUAAAAAAAAUAAUUGUGUCAAAUUUUGUUGUGUUCGCAAAAAUGAGUCUGCUUCGUGGAAUAUUAUUGUGCUCAAUUGUGAGUCUGGUAGUGUCACAAGAUUAUCAAGACUUUGAUCCCUCUUCACGUUCAGCACCUCCGCGACUACGUUCGAAUGUGGGAGGAGGUGGUGGUGGUAGUUCGGAAGCAGCAAGAGCUGCACCAGUAGCAAUUUUAAAACAAAUAAAUAGGCAUAAUGAAGAUGGUUCUUAUACCUAUGGAUACGAAGGGGCUGAUGGCUCAUUUAAAAUAGAAACUAAACUUGCAACAGGCGAAGUUAAGGGCAAAUACGGAUAUGUUGAGGAGUCUGGGAAGGUCAGAGUUGUAGAAUAUGGAGCAAAUAAGUAUGGCUUCCAACCUUCAGGGGAGGGUAUAACUGUUGCUCCACCAACUUUGGUUGAUGAAACUACAAACAAGAAUCGAGAGGUUCCAGAUUAUGAAGAUGAAAUUCGACCAAAUCGUCCCUAUGUUCGUCCAAAUCGUCCACAACCAGCUCCCCGUCCACAGCCAAGACCUCAACCUCAAUUCCCUCAGUAUGAUGAUUACGAACAGGAAAAUCGUCAGCAGCAAUAUGCUCCUCCACCACAACAACACUCUCAACCGGCACCAGCCCCACCAAGACUUCAAAUACCAGGUGCUAGACAAACAGAUGUUGUAUAUUCACCUCAGCAACGUCCAGCCCGUCCAGAAUCACAGUUUUCUCAAAGCUCAUUUGGUGGAGAUCAAUCAAAUCUAAGACUUUCCAGGCCAUCAUACGCACCAGUGCCAAGUGGUAAUAGUAUAAAUCAUGAGCCAAUUAGGCCAGUUGUGGAACCUGUUCAAUUUGGUCCACGUUCACAACCACCACCACCACCACCGCAGCAGCCUAGUUAUAGAGCACCACCACCACAACAAUCUCAAGGCAGAAGUAGCCCCAGUUUAUUGGAUCAAUUAGCUAAAGACUAUGCUUUACCACAAACUGAUACGCAACCUCUGCAUGAUAUUUCAUUUGGUUACUAUUAAACCUUAAGCCCUAAGAAAGAGUCUGAACAAAAAAAGCUAAUAAUUAAUAACAUUUAAUUUCAAAGUGAUAAGUUUAUAAAAUAAUUUAAAAUGAAAACAGAAAAAUAUAAUAAGAUUCCUCUUUCUGAAGACCGUGUUUGAGAGUUAGGGUGUAAGUGUAUAAAAACGAAAUUGGAGAAUUGAAUGGUGCAUCAAGAUCAAGUCUUAACCACACCCAAAUGAUAAAAAAAAUAAAUAAAAGAGAGUGGGGAGUUGUAAAUAAAGU